Messenger RNA from Drosophila montana, 1809 nucleotides. It is a transcript of the gene Swip-1, whose product is annotated as EF-hand domain-containing protein D2 homolog Swip-1. Bases 378 to 1034 code for a protein of 218 amino acids. Gene Ontology annotation, molecular function: calcium ion binding. NCBI's taxonomy places the organism in Eukaryota, Metazoa, Arthropoda, Insecta, Diptera, Drosophilidae. The record is from RefSeq and is a predicted model, not a curated record. The transcript has 2 exons.
CUUUGCCUUUUCAUUCGUAUAAGCGACUUCGUGUGCUUUGGAUGUUUUGCGCGCUUUAUUAAAAAACCAAAAUUACUCAGUUAUAAACCAAACCCGCACAACUUUGCACCGGUAUUUGCGCGCGCAUCUUAUUGUUAAACUAUUGACAACGCAUAAAAUUGCUACAGUUCCAGUUAAUUGCUAGCGAACAAGUAAGGUUUGUGUAGGCGUGACUGCACUUGUUUCAAGCCCUUUUGUGUGCGUGUGUGUGUAUCCUUACAUCCUCGCCUGUCCCCGCCGCCGCUGCCGACGCCGCCACCAAAAAACUGUGCACAGGGUGUGGUGUUGAAAAAUUCCAGCGCAAAGUAAACCAAAUUAAAAAAAAAAACCUUAAAAACAUGUCGGUCUCCUCGAAUGCCUCGUCCGCCUCGCGCAACGGCAGUGUCGAUGAUAGCACAACAACAACAACAACAACGGACAGUUCAGAGCUGUCGCACAUUUUGAACCGACGACAGGAGAUUAUGGACUCCCAGGAGGCGGGCAUCGAGGUGCCGCGCACCUUUAAGGUGGUCAAUGUCUACACCGAAUUCCAUGAGUUUACGCGCAAGCAAAUCAAGGAUUAUCAGAAGACCUUCAAUACCUACGACACGGCUAGGGAUGGAUUUUUGGACCUGAACGAGCUGAAGUACAUGAUGGAGAAGCUGGGCGCACCGCAGACCCAUUUGGGGCUGAAGAAAAUGAUAGCCGACGUGGAUGAGGAUCACGAUGGCAAGAUAUCGUUCCGUGAGUUCCUGUUGAUCUAUCGCAAGGCGCAGGCCGGCGAGCUGGACAGCGAUUCGGGCCUGAAUCAAUUGGCCCGCCUCACCGAGAUCGAUGUGGAGCAGGUCGGCGUCAGCGGUGCCAAGAACUUCUUCGAGGCGAAAAUAGAGCAGCAGCUGCGCACAAAUAAGUUCCACGACGAGAUACGGCAGGAGCAGGAGGAGCGACGCCGCGAGGAGGAGGAGCGCGCCCAGAGACGCCAGCAGUUCCAGCAGCGCGCCGCCAUCUUUCAGUAAAAAGCCAAAUUGUGUCGGCAUUUUAUAUACAUACAUAUUUAUACAAGAUAUUCGAUAAUUUGUAGUCUAGCGCGUAAUCCUUGUGGCGUAGGUUAAACAAAUGCAACAUAGCACACAUUUAGGGGCAAAUGCGGAGCAGGACUUUGAUAUCACAUCACAUAUAACAUACCCAUUCAUUCAAUUAUAACUAACUAUAUAAAUAACAUACAUAACAUACAUAACAUUUAUAACAUUUAUACAUAUAGUUAACGAGCAUACCAAAAGCAUAAAUUUUAGUUGCCUAUUUAAGUGAAGCAUCAAAUAUAUAUAUUUUUUAUGUUUAGUUUUAAGGCUUUUCCGUUUUCCCUUUUUGUUUUUGUUUUUUUGGUAUUCCGCGAAAGUUUUGUUAAUUUUUUAAUAUCUGUCUUUAUUUGCUUUUACUUGUUUUAAUUAUUAGUGCCAUUUUUUUUUUUAAAUUUCAUUUCAAUUUUUUGUUAAUAAAAUUAAAUCACAUGUUUUAUGUUGCAUAAGUUAAAAAAUUUGUUAAAAAGGAUAAAAAGAUUUUCUAUUUUACUUUACACUCAACUGUUUUUUGUACAUAUUUAUGUUGCAUUUUUUUUGUAUGGGUCAUUAUAUUUAAGUUGAAAAUCUCAGUAUUUUCAUACAGCAAUAUGCGAGCCGUUCAAGCAAUAUUAAAUUACGUUUAAAUAUAUGAAUAUACAAAUAUAACGGCAAUUACUAAACAUACAUAUGAAUUACUGUAUAUAGUGCAAAUAAAAAUAUACGUGAAAAACCA